AUGGCUUGUGGAUGUUGCAACUAUGUCACCCGCUCCUUACCAUUCCUUGCUACUUUACGGGACUUAAACGUUUUUUCAACAUGUCAGAGUCACGGGAAGGAUCGGAUCCAACCAACACGCCUCGCAACGUUUCACUGUACGACGGCGCUCAACGGAGCUACUGUCUCUCUAGGCUCAGCUUCCUCUCAGGAUUGCGCCGCCUCCUCGCCAUCUCGUCAGCCCUCCGCCUUUUCCAUCGAUGUUGAACGUCCGAAUUCGGAAAUUUUUGGACCUGUGAACUUUUCCCUCAACGUCAAACUUCACGCUCUCCCCUCCUUCCCCCCCGCGCAAUGUCUUCAUGAUUGGAAUCUUUACAUCAAAACCCCAACAAAUCUGUCAACCCCUCUGUGGCACAAUGCAGCCAGAAGACCCUGGCCGCCCGACGACGCAUGCAAAGUAUACGGUGGGCGGAAGGUGACGUCGGGGUGGGCGUGGGGGUAUUUGGAGGUGGUGACGUGGGGCCUCCAUUUCGAUGUGAAGGAAGUUGUCCAUGGGGGUAACGCCAUUUCGAGACCAUCAACUGGUACUCGCAAGAUACUGGUAUUCAGCGCGAUUGCUCUGAACAUCACGAGUUCCUUCACUCCAGUGAUUGCAUACGUCGCUUCUAAUGAACAUUUUGAUUCUACAGGAGUGAUGAGGGAGAUGACGAUAUGGUUACCGUCUUUGGCGGCACAAAUGUGGGCGCAAGCGGCUGAAGAUUACGAGAAGCAAUCUCUUGAAUUUCUCGCCGUAACAAUGAAACUUACCGCCCUCGUCACCGUCAUCGCGGGCACCUCUCCACCCAACGUCAACAACCCAGCUUACAAACACCUAGGCUUUGGACUCCUCGUCCCCAACCAGGCGGACUCCACAGCAUGGCUUCCUGUUCCCCACGCUGCUGGCUCAGCAGGGGAAAACGGACCUGCUCAGCACCACCCGUGCGGAGGACGUGACCGAUUCAGGAACCGCAUCCAGGUAAAGACCUUAGAAAUUUCCGUGGAGCCUUUUUCCACCACCCUCACCACCCGCACCCUCACCCGCCCCAUGAAGAACACCCCAGAAAGCACCACCACGAGCACCACCACAAAGGUCCCGAGGGUGAGCACGGCGGCGAGGAUCGCUUCCCCACACUUCUCCCCAUCGUCGCCAGUGACCACCGCUCCCAUAAAUCCCUACUCACACGGCUACCAGUUCCACCUCUUUGAGAACAACAACAACUUCGGAGGGCGUUCUUUGCCGGCACGGGCCAUCCGACGACAGAAAAUCAAAACUUUACCGCCCAUUCGAGGUGUGCUAUUCAUCCUUCGGAAAGCGGAGUGGAAUAUCGACCACGGCAAACUAUUGAUAGUUUUAGUUGGCGCCACCACUGGCCAGUACCACCUCCUUUUCGGUCUUCCCUACCUGAAAUUAGGUGGUCGUCUUGCAUCACCCAAUCUCACUGUGUAUGCUCCCAUCGUCUCCCUCGCACAAUCUCAACCUGCUAAUAACUCUUCAGAACAGGCAAUGAAAUCCUCCGUCCCCACCCUUGAUUUCGAACAACCUCAGAUCAUGAACCAACAAGCUGAGCUUCAAGUUGAGAGCUUGAAGAACGAGACUGAAUCGUUCAACGUUGGAGAGGUGCCGAGUGAUGAAUGGGAAAGGCUCAUCACGCAGAAACAUGUGUUUGGAGUGUCGAGGCCCGACACUCCAACGUGGAGUGCAGGAACAAGGUUGAGGACAAGAGGAGGGAGAAGACAGAAGAAGUUGAGGGGUCAAAUUGGUACAGCAGAUCGCAGGCACGAUUGCAGCACAGCAACAGGUAUCAGGACCAUUUCAGUCUCGCUUAACGCCUGCGGUUCUUUGUCUUCGUUGAAUUUCAACACGAUCGGUGGACAAGGCGAGAAACAUCAGGGACGAAGGAUCAACACAGCGGUGGGGACUCGCACCAUAAGUGUGGCGGGGACUCACACAACGGGCGUGGUGGAAACUGACACCACCACUGACCAGCAAGACUGCUGGAACUUGCACCAUAACAAACUGGACAGUGCACCCUCACAUCGACGGCGGCACAAUCGUCAAGCUCACGUCGAACUCUCCCAUUGGCUGGGUCGGUCUGACCCGAUCGUCAAUGUAUCAUGGAUGGUUACAAACAAGUUUUGA
Molecule: messenger RNA, 2157 nt
Organism: Laccaria bicolor S238N-H82
Lineage: Eukaryota; Fungi; Basidiomycota; Agaricomycetes; Agaricales; Hydnangiaceae
Exons: 15
Coding region: 1-2157 (718 amino acids)
Source: RefSeq, a predicted model, not a curated record